Molecule: messenger RNA, 3859 nt
Organism: Linum tenue
Lineage: Eukaryota; Viridiplantae; Streptophyta; Magnoliopsida; Malpighiales; Linaceae
Source: the annotation of a GenBank genome assembly
UUUCCUAGCUCGACGAAGAUUGGAUACGCCGGCAGAGGCUCAAGCUCAGGCAGAUGACUUUCGCCGUGCUUGAUUUCCGGUGAGGACGCCGACUGAAGCAAUCCGCCGCUUGCAAGCCAGUCGAAGGUUUGGUCCCGGUCUCUUCUCUCCGAUUUUUAUCAUCCGCCGCCGUCAGCAGCAGCAGCAACCUGCCGCCUGCAAGCUCCCUCGGUCCUUGGCCUGGUCUAUGAUCUCUCUCUCACUGAUUUCAUCACCUGCCGCCGCCUACAUCAACCCACCGUCUGCUGCAAGUUCCCUCGCGGCAGAGGUACCAUCUGGGACAAGUCGAAGGGUAAAACUGUAUUUUGCAGUUUCUCAUCGAAAACCCAGACUUAAAAAUCGUGGGAUUGUGGGCAAAAUCCUAGACUUAAGAAAACCCGCAUUCGACCCCAAAUUCCACUCCUCGGUUCUCUUCUUCAGUUCUUCUCUGUGUGCUUAAAUUAAUUGCUUCCUCGGAGAAUCGACCUCGCGAUCUUUGUCUCCCUCCCUCCCUCUGCGAUUCAUCAAUUCUCCCUCUCUAUUCCCUCCAUAACCAUAAAUAUACAGAACUUCAAAUUCCCUCCUCCCGACGCUAACGAAAUCCUCCACCAACUGAAAAACUCAACAACCCUCCCUUCUCUGCUUCACUCUCUGAAGUCCCUACUCCCCAACCGCCUUAUCCUCUCUUUCUCCUCAUUUUUUUCAGAUCAGCAGAGGAAGUAGAGAAACCCAAUGGUGGCUUCCAGAUUUCAAGCGGCUUCCUUGGUCGGUGCCCCUUCCUGCCCCAACGCCAUUGCUUGGUCUGACGAGAACUUGAUCGCAGUCGCUUCCGGCCACAUUGUCACCAUUCUGAAUCCAGCUUCGCCAAUUGAACCUCGCGGCACUAUCGCGGUUCCUACCGGAAAACAUUACCCCAUUGGCAGAGUUGAAAAAGAAGAUUUGCUCUCCGGUGACCUGCUGCCCACUGCUUUAUCGAGGGAUCGAAAACCCUGUGCUAGGUCAAUUGCUUGGUCUUCUCUUGGAAUGUCUCCUAAUUAUGGCUGUUUGCUUGCAGUUUGUACAUUCGAAGGAUGUGUGAAGGUCUAUCGCCCUCCCUUUUGUGAUUACAGCACCAACUGGAUAGAGGUUGCUGAUAUAUCAGACAUGCUGUAUGAUCAUCUUGCAAAGAUUAACUUUGUGGAGAUAGACAUCUCUACUUCAGAAAUUCCUUCUAAUGGAGGGUCAAAGGGAAAAUCUGCUGAGGAUGAUAUGGCCAAUUCGUCAACUGGCAAGAUACUCAAGCCUGUUGUAUUGAAGCAAUACAAGCGGAGACGAGUUACCGUUGCUGCUCAGAUAAACAGCCAUGCUGAUAGUUUUGAGCAACAAUUAUCAGUACCUAGCCAUGCUGAGAUUACUAGCCCUAAACCCACCCAUCUCAGAAUAUUGGAUAGCAAGAAAUCGCCCAAGACGAAGCUCGCCAAGCUGGGAAAGAAUAAAAUGGGAAGCUGUACAUUUCCGCUUUUAAUUUCAAAGGAGUAUGCUGCUCGUAGUGCACUGCUUUCCUCACUUGUGGUUACAUGGUCUCCAUUAUUGUGUUCACCAUCAAACCAAAGUUUCCCAUCUUCAGAUGAUCCAUUCCAGAAAUAUUCUAUUCUUGCUGUUGGAGGGAAGUCGGGUAAAAUUUCAUUCUGGAGAAUUAGUGCACCUCAAUGCUAUUCAAUUGAGCAAUGUAAAGCCCCUACUGGUGUACUGUUUCUUGGGCUUCUUCAGGCACAUACUUCAUGGGUAACUGCAGUGAGUUUGGAAUUACUUGUUUCAAACAGUGAGCCCCGGGUUGUAAUGGUUACUGGCAGUACAGACGGAAGUGUGAAGUUGUGGCUGGGGAAUGUGGAAGAACUUAGUAAGUUAUCAGAAGCUAGUAAAGCAGCUCCCUUUGUCCUAGUAAAGGAGGUUAUUCGUGUAAAUAUUGUCCCAAUUUCGGUUCUUUCGGUGCUGCUACCUGCUCAACCUGUGGAUAAAAUGCGUAUAGCAGUUGGCAAAGGAUCAGGGUCUUUCGAAAUUUGGACAUGUGACACAUCAAACUUCAAACUUGACAAAGCUGGAUGUCAUGAUGCUCAUGACUAUGCUGUUACAGGUUUGUGUUGGUCUUCAGAUGGACUUUCUUUGUACAGCUGUGGCCAGGACAACUAUUUACGUAGCUGGAUCUUAUGUGGGGGAUGCCUCUCCGAAGUGUCCAUCCCCUCGAACAUUCCUGGUCAAACCGGUUCACAUGAAGUGGGUGAUUUGCUAACUUCCCUGUGUCCUUUUCUAUCGGAAUCCCUUUUUUCCCUUGAGAAAACAAUGAGCUUUCUUUUGCAGGUUCCUGAUGCUUUGCGUUCAUGCCUGGGCGUUGUAGCAUCACCUGGAAAUCUCAUGGUUGCAAUGGUCCGUGAUCUUGAUGUUGAGCUAUUGGGCCAAAUGUACGAGGCAAGGGCUCAGAAGGCUGUAGUUGAAUUUUUGUGGAUCGGUGGACAACCAGUGGAGAGCACCACGACCAACACUUCAAUAGACUCUUACAAAGAAUCAUUUCCCGGAUUCACCCCAAACGAAUUGGCCUGCUGGGAAUCCAACAUCCUAUGGUCAUUGAAGCAGUACGAAGAUCCAAAUAACUCUUUAGUAGUAUGGGAUAUCAUAACAGCUCUUUUGGUUUUCAAAGAUUCGAUUCCCAAGUAUGUCGACUAUUUACUGGGUAGAUGGCUAUCCACAGCAUUCUUGGGUGGUCAGAACACAGAUUAUCGUCCCCUUGGCGAGGUGCUGGCGCUUUCCUCAAAGUGCUUCUCAGAAGUCCCAUCUCGCCUCUUGCACCUUUUAAAUAUCAUGACCAGACGAAUAAUUCUGUCUGAGAUGAAGGCCGGGGAACUCAACUCCAGUGUCACCACUGACACUACCAGUGUCAGAAAUGAGACACUUGAGCUUGGUUUGCGAACACUGCUAGGAAGUGAAAGAGAACUCCGAGAGAGGCUUGUGGGACUUAGCUUUGCUGCUGUUUCCGGUGGGUCUCACUCGGCAGCUAAAACUUCCUUACAGCCUGAAACUUGGUCUCCAUUGGGAGUCAUGCAGAUGGAGCAAUGGGUUGUAUUUAACCAUGCUCACGUGAGGAAUCAACUCAAGGUCCUUGCAUCAGAAGCUCAGAAGCAUACAAGGAUGGGCGGUGACAGUAAUGCUGCAACAGAGCAGUGCAUCUUUUGUACAGCCUCAGUUCCUUUUGAGUCUCCGGAGCAUGCAACUUGCCAAGGUGCAGAGAGCAUCAAGGGAGACAUGGAGAAACAUGAAGUGCCUAGAUGUGCAGUGUCAAUGCAGGUUUGUCCCGCGAGUCCUUCUUGGUUCUGCAUAUGUUGUCGCAGGAAGGUGCACAAGCUGGCUCCUGAAUAUCUGUUUAAGAUGCCUAGGUUUCCUACGGAUUUCAGUUCCUGGAAAGAAGCUUCUGCAGUUGAGAAGUCCCCAAGACCCUUCUGCCCAUUUUGUGGGAUUUUGUUGCAGAGAAUGCUGCCAGAUUUUUUGUUGUCGGCGCAGCCAGUGUGAAGGGGCAACGGUUGUUUGUUGUGCUGUACAAUACUGUCUAGAACUAUAAGUAUAAAAGUAGAUUUCUGUUUCUAAUGAGAUGGAAAAGUGGCUUUUGCUACCGGUUCACUGUUAUCAUGCAUGAUGUAAAGUAGCCAUCCAUUGUAAUCAUGCAUGAUGUUACGUGCUGUACAUAUGAGUAACCUGGAUAUUGUCUUGUUGGAGCUUUCUUAUUGUCUACUCAGAAUUUUUUUAGAGAGAGCUAAUGUCUUUGGUGAUCGAACGGUUUGAAUGAAUCGGAGGGUGUUCCACUCUGGGUUUA